Messenger RNA from Lasiosphaeria miniovina, 768 nucleotides. RefSeq lists its product as uncharacterized. The transcript is spliced from 4 exons. NCBI's taxonomy places the organism in Eukaryota, Fungi, Ascomycota, Sordariomycetes, Sordariales, Lasiosphaeriaceae. Bases 1 to 768 code for a protein of 255 amino acids. The record is from RefSeq and is a predicted model, not a curated record.
AUGUCGGGAGGCGAAGAUCUCCCCGAAGAGGAACGCUCGCGGCGGGGCCGCAUGAGAGCAAUCUGGAACACGGGUCUCGCGCGCGGAAAAGAAGAGCUGCUCAAGGGCAAGAUCAAGCUGCAGCAGACGGUCGGGCUGGGCAAGAAGCCCAACGUGAUCCCCCCGGCCCAGCCCGAAAUCCACUGCGAGCCGCGCACCGUCGACAUUGGCUGGCACCCCGUCGCGGGCUUCGCCGGCAGCUGGUUUGCAGAGAAGACGGGGCUCGGCAAGAUGAUCACGGAGAAGAUCCACCGCUACCCUGACCCGACUCAACACUGGGCCGUGCUCGUUGGCGACUACUGCCACGAGCUGUGGAUGGACGAGCACCUGGACGUCAUCUACAUCAACGAGAAGAUCAACCGGGACGAGUGGCACACGUUCGAGGUGGGCAAGACGUGCUUCAACGACGAGGCGCUGCGACAGGCCGGCGAGAUGGUCAUAUACAACAUGCGGGAGAAGCGGCCGGCGUACAACUUGCUCAGCAACAACUGCCAGAACUUUGCCAUCCUGAUGCUCGACGCCAUCCAGGCGGGCGCGCGCCGGCAGUUCGCCACCAGCUACGCCGUCUUCCAGCGCGCCACGGGCGCCGGCAGAAUCGCCGACCUGUUUGCCGACGACCUGCCCGAGGACGACGGGCCCGAGGUCGUCCAGCACGCCCAGCAGGUCAUGGACGAGCACACUACCAAGCUCGACAACCACAGGCACUCGUCUCUUCCCCAUGUGUGCUGA